UUCUUCCGUGAACUUGCAUACAUUAGUCCCCACUCCUUAAAACCCCAUCUUCUUUUUUCAUUUUCUUUCUUUCCACCUUAUAAAUCACCCAAUAAUCUUAGUAUUUUCUUCUUAUACUUCUACUAGUUUUUAGUUAAAAACCCUCAAGAAAUUUGUGCAUGUCAUACAUGGAUCUAAGACCCUCCAUCUUCACCACCAAUUGUUUCUUUCUCUUUCUCAUACUCACUCUCCCAUAUUUCUCUAGAGAAGCAUUGGAUACAGAAAUUUAUGAGAUCGAUUAUAGAGGUCCUGAGACUCACUCGUUUGUGCCUCCACCUGAUCAUUCCCAUGGUAAGCCUCAUUCAGCUCAUGACAAGAGCUCUGCAGCUGCAACAAAAGCUACGGGUUUUACGGGUAUUGAUCAUGCUACCAUGAAACAAAAGGUUAAGAAAUUCCAUGGAUGAAAAGCUUUACAAGUGACCUAAGAUUUUGUGUUGGUUUAUGUAUAAUCUUUAUGAUCAUACAAUAUAUGAGAUUUGGUGUAUAUUUACGUGUAAAACUAUUUUUUUUUUCUCUCGAUAUAGCUUAAUGGAGUGAUUGUAACCUUUUAUCAUGAUCCCUUUUUCUUUUUGUGGCAAUUUUUUAUCA
This is a messenger RNA of Medicago truncatula (barrel medic), 627 nucleotides long. RefSeq lists its product as uncharacterized. The coding region runs from base 159 to 443 and encodes 94 amino acids. The transcript has 3 exons. The record is from RefSeq and is a predicted model, not a curated record. Lineage: Eukaryota; Viridiplantae; Streptophyta; Magnoliopsida; Fabales; Fabaceae.